CGGCGGUGGUGGUCGACCGGCGGCUGGCGGAAGGAAGGCGUCAGUGAACGGGGGAGCACGGAAUCGGAGAGAACCGCGGUGGUGGCUGCCUCCAGGAGUCGAACGUGGCGCAAGAAUCGUCCGUGUCGUGCGUGCGCGCGUUGCUAAGACACUCGCUUCGUUGCUCGUCGCGCAAGGAACAGAAGGAAGGAGAGGAAGAGAAAGGAAAAGUGUGGACAGGGUGGUUGAUUCGUUCGAGGAAGCUCAAAAGAGUGUUGUUCUUCGAUCGAGUGGUGUUCUCCGUUUCUUUCUUUCUUUUUCUUCUUUUUUUUUUUCCCUUCCCCUCCCCACGAGAAACGCGUUGAACGGGAUAUAAGGCGGUCGUCAGAGGCGUCGAGGGCGAGAGGGCGUGCAGGAGGGCGGGAGGGGGGAGGGCAGGCGACAGGGAAGGAUGUCGAUGCGCCGCCGGUGGUCGGUUUCGGGGGUUGACUCGCGCCGCGGGGGCGAUGAGCGCACUUCCCUCCGCCCUGAGACUGACCUGCUGCCGUUCCUGGCUCCUGCUCAUCUUCCUAGUUUGCCUGGUGUCCGGCUGCACCUGCCGCGGCACGCGACCGGAUCGCCUGACUCGCCAAUUACCGGCAGAUGAUGACGUGCGCGUAUCCAACUACGACGACGACGACGUCGACGAAGACUAUCAGGACAACGUCACUGCGAAGGGGCAGCAGCUGGGCUCGCCGUGCGAUGUCUCGUGCAAUCCGAAACUGCAGCACGUGUUCUGCGACACGGUCACUGGUUUCUGCGAGUGUGAAAAAUUCUAUCCAGUUCGUCUCGGCCCCUCGAAAGGAUGUGCCAAACCUAAAAGACUCGGGGAGCAAUGUUUCUACCGCGCGAGUUGCACUUUUGCGGAUCAGCACUCGACCUGCACCCAGGUGCAGCACAAUGCCGUAUGCGACUGCGAAGAGGGUUACCAUAGAGUUUCCUUGUCCAGGCCUAGCAAGAAGGUGUUCUGCGCCGAAGAUCUGGUGCUGAUAACGACAGAUAUUCCGACCCUGCUCUGCAUAGCAUCGGGAAUAGCGGUGUUCACGGCGAUGAUAUGCUUCGUGCUCAAGUUAUUCAGCCGCGCGAGAUACUCAAGACCGCGGCACUAUGCCAACGCCAAUCACGCGCCUCCUAUGCUCUUCUCCAGCGACACGGGUAUUCCAUUGACGCUUCACGGUGGCCGGCCGUCCUCGCGUUCCAGCCAGAGGAGCAGCACAGGAGGACCGUUGACCUACGCAUUCUCGAGGAGGCCUAGCAGCGGUGGUAGCCGCGGUCCCCUGGUACCAUCGUCGAGAGCAGGUGCGGCACGUGCCGCCGCCAUCUUGCUUAUAUCGUGUCACCUGCAGGCGACCAAAGGCGGGAACAAGCAUCGACGUACCCUUAGCGAUGUUGCUGAGGGAUCGUCCGACGGCCUCGGUUCACGUCGCCCUAGUUUAACGUCGGUUCACAGUUCGACGUCCUCGGCGCGAAGUUACAGCGCGAGACGGCUCGAGAAGGAGAGGAACGAGAAGGAGCAGAGGCAAGCUUUGCAGGAGUUGAGAUUGGCGAAACAACGGGAGCAACAGCAGCGGGAGCAGCAGCAGCAGAUCGCGCCCACGCCCAGCCCUAGAACGCCUCAUUCCAUGGACGAGCUGUUGCCCUCCGUGGAGGAGGGAAAGGAAGUGUUUUAUAACGAGCAGGUGCCGACGACGUCGGACAUGAUCGAGGAAACGUCGAUGAAAACAACGGCCGUAACGACAACCAACAUAAACGCGAGCAGAUUCGGCGAAAUGGCUCCCGUCACAACCUCGACAACGUCCAUCUUCGAAACGAACAUCGCGCCCCGCGCCACCGGUGACAUUUUUCAAGUGUAGUUAAGGACAUACAUAAUUAAUCGACGAACUAAUAUAACAACUCACCGUGACUCGAGUCGAACGGUACGAGCUACUAGUGAGAAGGGACGAGGAAGAAUUUUCAUUACACGAAUUACGUAGCAGCACAGUUCCGUAAUAAAGCUAAACAAAAAAAGAAAAAAAAACAAAAAAAAAAGGGAAGAGAAUGUCUCGAGUAUAAGAAAUAAAUGAGAAAUGGCGGGGAACGGGUUUAAUUAAAAAGAGCGAGCGGUUAAAAUAUGAAACACGAAUGUCUCCCCGCGUGCGAAGGGAAAGAGAGAGAAAAAAAGAAGAAGAAGAAGAAGAAGAAGAAAAGUGCUCUGGACACGGUGCUUUUUUUGAACGAAUAAAAAAAAAAAAAAGAAAUUGUAGAUACACAAAUGGGUACAAAGGAGGGAGGCAUGCAGAGUUGUUAAAGUUGAAGUUUUUGCUUGAGCCACGCGCGAAGGCCUAGAAUUUAUUCUAAAAAAAAUGAUAUGUUUUUAUUACCUAGGUACGAAAGGUACAGCUUUCAGUAAUAAAAAAAAAAAAAAAAAAAAUUGAUAAGAUCGAACCAGUUAAGAUCGUUCAACUCUAGAAUACGUAAUAUUCAGGAAUGUACCUGAACGUAGGUAUAUGAAGGGUAUAUGAACAGUAGUACCUGAACAUAGGGGUGGUACGUGAAGUUGAAAAGGUGUGAAGAGAUUUCGCGAGAAUUCUGAUCCAGCAGCGAAAUAUAUUUCCUUGUCCGUGAUUAUUGUUAAAUGAUCAGAUGAUAUAAUUUCGAAUCGUGAAAGUAUAAACGGGAUAUGUUAAUUAAUGAUCGAAUUUUUUAACUCGUUUUCCUUUUAAAUUGGAAGAAAAAGAUACGGAAAGGAUGAAGUGAUGCAAGAUUCUUUUCGAUAAUUCAAUUCGAUCGUUUUACGGGUAAGAAAGAUUUGGUAUCCCAAAUAAUGAUUUUUUUACGAUAUUUUUUUAAACAUUCUCGAUUAGAAUUAUUGGUUCAAUAGAUAGAAUCUUUUAUUUAAAAUUCACGGACAAAUUGUCGAGAAUAAAUACAAUUGAUCGAGGACGAAGAUGAAGAUUCGAAUUAAUAUUUUUGAAUGCUCGGUACCACGAUUACGAUUUACUUACAUAUCAAUAAUUGUUUUACGAAAUAUCCACGAAGAUUUUUAUCUAUCGAGUUUUAUAAAUUCACAUUUCUUCCUUUCCAAUUUAUUAUCUUCUUGCUUAAAUCUUAUCGAUUUAAUGACAUAUCAGUGAGGAAAGAAAAUUGAAAUUCAAACUAUUAAAAAUAUCGUUCAAGAUAUUAAGAAACAAAUGGAAAAAUAAUUAUACCAAUAUUUCUAUAAUUAUUCACGCACGAGUAUACUCGAGUCCGCAUAUUCCAGAAUUCGAUAGGAAAGAAAAAAAAAAAGCGAAAUUGCAUUUGUCAAUGUUUAUACGUGUAUUUAAAAACCACAAAAACAUACACACACACACACAUACGUAUACAAAUUCAAAGAUAUUUGAUUUCACUCACGUGUUAAAAUAUCGAUGCGUUUGAUAAUUUCGUUUGCUUGAACGGAAUUUUCUGCGACAAAAUGCAAUCGGCAGGGCAUUCUCGAGUGGGUCGAGGCUAAACAUACCUCUAAUCUUAGGUAAACUACUCUGUGAGAACCAAAUGGGAAAAAGUGAAAAAAAUAUCGGGCUGGUGCUUGGACGAAACCAAGAUGUGGCACCAGCCACAAGAAUUGUAUAAGAAACGCUAAAAAAUAUUUAAAAAAAAAAAAAAAAAAUUGUGCUAACGACUAUUGCGAUCUCGUUAUCUCGCUUUUCUGCGACCGAAACUGCGUGAAGCACGGGCGGUUUCACUGUUUUUCUUCGAACAAACGGACACAUUGACCAAGAAAAAUUCAGUGGAAAACUAUUGAGAUAAAGAAAAAUUCCUUUUUUUUUCCGAAUAUACAUAUAUAGUUGACAGAGGUACGAAAUUAUUUAUCUCGAAUGGAGGUAUCAUCGUUCGAGGUACAUCGUGAAGAUUAAGUAAUGAAAUAUUUCGUUGAACGAUCUACGAUGACUAUUUCACGGUACACAAUUACACGAAACGUUGGAAAAGAAUAAAUUUUAUUUCUUGCGAUAGAAGAAACAAGCGAAAAAAAUAAAAGAAAAUUAAAUCCUUUAUCUUUCUUUUCUUCUAAUUCAUUAUUAUAAAUAAUUAAUAAAUUACGUUAUACGCUCGUAUUUCAUAAAUGCCGAUAAAAAGAACCGUCUCGUUGCAUCGAUGCAUAUGAUUUUUCCGAGUCGCUCGGCUCGCCAAUUGUAAAUUAGUAGAAGAUAAAAAAAAAUCGUUAAAAUUAUAUAUAUAUUCUAUAUAUACAUAUUCUAUAUAUACAUGUAUAUACGUAAGAAAGCGAACAUGCACGAGGGGUAUUGUGUUGCAUUUUCACUCACCUGAGAGAGAGAAACCGAUGAUUGAAAAAAAAAAGAAAAAAAAAAAA
Messenger RNA from Apis mellifera (honey bee), 4348 nucleotides. RefSeq lists its product as uncharacterized. Lineage: Eukaryota; Metazoa; Arthropoda; Insecta; Hymenoptera; Apidae. The record is from RefSeq and is a predicted model, not a curated record. The transcript is spliced from 7 exons. Bases 486 to 1871 code for a protein of 461 amino acids.